AGCAUGACAUGGCACUCGCGAAGUUGCGAGCCCUCCAAUGUGAGGUGGGAUUCAACAGCUUCUUGCCAGGGCCACGUCUCCAAGGAGUCCUGCGUCUUCGGUCACCCUUUUUGCGUGACCUGCAGCGACAUGAUGUGCUGCAAAGCGGCGAGGUGCUGCACCUUACCAGCGCAGGUGGCCUCACACCCGGCCCUGUGAAGACUCCCUUUCUUUGUGCAGUCUAUGCUUGUGGCAAAGGUGCAACUUUGAGAUCCCGUUUGGCCGAGGAGUUGCACGUCCCGAGCCGUGCCUUGCGGAUGGGGCCACCACUGCGAAUGCCUGGUGUUUCGGUGCAGUUGCUUGAACUACCCAAAGGCCUUUCAGAGAAGACGUCCACGGAGCUGAUGAAGAGUGGCAUUUCAGCAGCCUCGAAAAUGACGCUGGCAUUUGGUCCUGCAGAUGUAGCAGGGCUGCCUGAUGGGAAAAUUCCACACUGCGAAGCUCAUCGCUUUACGGUGACCUUGCGCGGUUUGAACAAAACGCAGCUGUCUGCUGGGCUCUUUGACGAGCGCUUGGAGGAGAUCCGAACGAACGGCUUUGUGAAUUUCUUCGAGCUUCCGUACUUUGGCCUGGCGGAGGUGACACGCUUCGAAAUCGGCGCUGCCCUGUGGGGCGGCCAAUGGGACACCGCUGCACGGCUGCUGCUGACAGCCAACCGUGCGGAUGCUUUGCACCCAGCGUCGCAGGCCUUCGUUGAAAACGACUACGCCGCAGGAAUUGAACUCCUGCCAGCCACUCACAACUGCAAGGGAAUGCGCAAGUUGGCUAUGAACUUGCUCCUAAAGCGGCCAGCGAAGGAGGCGCUGUUGGCAGCCUUGGCACCACAAGACUGGGCUAAACAUCUUAGUUCUUUGAGCCGCUUGGCCUGGAACAAGGCUGUUUCGGUCCGACUUGGUGGUGCCAUGCCACUGAGACCAGUCCCCGGCGACUUUGUGUGGGAUGGGAAAGCUGGAGAACCUCGACCAGUGACGGCCAAAGAGGUGAGCGAAGAUCGGUGGCACUUGAGUGAUGUGGUCCUUCCCUUGCCGCUGCCGGGGAAACCCGUCCCAGAGAGUGGCGGGCGCCUUUUGAUGGAGGCCGUGCUGCGAGACUUCGUUCCCGGCGAGGAUGCCGCAGCUGAAAUUCCACUGAAGUUGGAGCAGAUGAUGCCACGGGUGCGGCACAUCGUGAGCAUCCCAGCAGACAUGACUUGGGACGUCGACGAAGGCCUGGUGGACUGCGAUUUGCAACGCCUGGGCUUGGCAGCAAAGCCGCGUGGACGCGCCAUCCGCGCCCAGUCCUUGGCUUUGCAACUGCGGGCCACGCUGAGGAGGACAGAGAGUGCUGAAAGUUUACUACGGGAAGUCUUGAAGGCGAACCCUACCGAUUUCCUGGAGGGCCUUGACCGUGAAGAUGAGGUCUUUUGACCAACGGCAACACUGCGGCGAACGCUGGUGGAUACUGGUGGUUUCCUCAUUGCGUUCAACCCUGCAUAUGUAAUGAUGCUUCAACAAUUGCACAUCUGGGGUGGGUUGAAGCGCUAACAACAAGCAGUUAGAGCUGACCAUUUAUCAGCUUCAAAGUAAAAGCUGGACACUUUGGACAGCUGGGUUUGCAGAUGGAAAGAAGGGGUGGACUAUGCUUUGCCGGCAAAGUCCUUGCGGCUUGACCGUGCUUCCAAUGACUUCCAGCAGGCAUCCUAG
Molecule: messenger RNA, 1721 nt
Organism: Cladocopium goreaui
Lineage: Eukaryota; Dinophyceae; Suessiales; Symbiodiniaceae
Source: the annotation of a GenBank genome assembly